AUGGCUGUAUCUCCUCGUCGUGUCUCCUCUGUCAGUAUCGGAUUGGAAAACACCUUGGAGAUGACAAAUAUGUUGAUGAAUCGUGACUCUGGUCCUUUCGGCCGUUCUCGUCGACGAAGAGCAAGCCUCACGGCGUUUGUUGGAAAUAUGCAUAGCCCCAAGCCAUCUGACGACAAUAUGAUGUCCAGUUCUUGCCAUGGUACCAGUGCCAGACGAUCAAGUAUGGCAGUCGACACAUCAAAAGCGACCUCCCGCCUUGCGACAAGUGGCAACGCUCUCGAUAUGGAUGCCAGCCUCAGUGGCAUUGGAAACAGGAAGAAGAAAGCGAUCCGAAGGGCCACGUCCUUUCAACAUUCAAGCGUUUCCCUCGACCAUGGUGCAGCUCUCGACAACCACGCCCACCUUGCUGCAUCCGAUGACGAUAUGGAUGAAAAACUUCGAGCAUUAUCAGUUCGAAAAAGUUCCCGUCGUUCUCCUACGAGGAAGAACUCUUCUAGCAGCACUAUUGUGAAGGAGAAGGCAGAAGAUGAACAACGCGGUCAUGAUAGUGAACAUCCAAAUCACUUCCACGACGACAGCUGCGCGAAUGCCUCGGGUAGUUGUCCUCACGAGAGGACGUCUAGCAAGAGCAGCACAAAAAAGGACAAGAAGAGCCGCCGUGGUUCGAAGGGAACACCUGUUGCUACGAACAGUCUCACGAGAGUUCGCCGGGUAGCCUCAAACAAUGAUAUUAUGGAUCAGUCCAGCGAUGGGACAAACCAAGACACCACUUGUCGUCGCUCGAAGAGCGGAUCUAAACUUUCGUCUUCAAGUAGGAAAUCGGGAAAUGAAAACAGCUCGCAAGUCAAUAGGAGCUGGAGCAGCAGCAGCAAGAAAAAAUCUUCAAGUGGAACCAAGGAUCGCUUGAUGUCUCCCAACCGAUCCAGCAGUAGUGGCAGAUCAGGGUUAAAUUUGUCGUCAUCGCGACAUGGCAAGCGUUCUCCUACGGGCAGCAAUGCAAAGGCCACACCCAGGCAGCAACGAAAUUCUGCUGCCACCCGAGCCAAGGCAGCGGCGACGGCGCUCUUGGUGACUAGCCCUGCACUGGAAGAUGAUGAUACCGUUCAAGGAUCGACUUCUGUCGAUGCUGCUAUACACAGUGCACAGUCGCCGCCACCACCGCCAAGACGCCACAAUCCCGCAGAAACAUGGAUCUGUGAGUGUGGCUACGAGCUGAGACUCUGCAUGAAGUUUUGUGGAAUGUGCGCUCGGCCUCAGAAUUGGGUCUGCGGAAAGUGCCAGUUUGGGGAGAACAUUCAAUGUUUUCGCUUUUGUGGUGGCUGUGCUGCGCCCAGAAAAUUGGAAAAGCCACAUCGAUCCCAAUGCGGCAAUAACAGCGAUGCAUCAAAUGGCGAUGUAGACGCCCCGACAUCUCCCAUGUCGGUCGCGGAUCUGGGGGAGGAUUGA
Molecule: messenger RNA, 1446 nt
Organism: Seminavis robusta
Lineage: Eukaryota; Bacillariophyta; Bacillariophyceae; Naviculales; Naviculaceae
Source: the annotation of a GenBank genome assembly